Messenger RNA from Funneliformis mosseae, 159 nucleotides. The record is from the annotation of a GenBank genome assembly. Lineage: Eukaryota; Fungi; Glomeromycota; Glomeromycetes; Glomerales; Glomeraceae.
AUGAAGGACUGGGGCAUGCUCUCGGUACCAAGAGCGCGUUUCAAUCAAACACAAUAUGAAGAGGUUAAAAGGUUUUGGUUGGAUAUAGAAAUUGAAAAAAGUGAAAUUCAAAUGAAACAAACUGAGGUGUAUAAUAAUUAUUUAUGUCAAAUUCCAAAG